AUGGCCUCUCAGCAGCCGUGCCGGCCGAAGACGAAGCCCCCCGAGUGCCAAACGGAGUUGCCUCCGGAGCCGCCGCUGAAGCUGAAGGUGGUGGGGCUCUUCAAAAGCUCCAGCUUUCAGAUGUCGAAGACCAUCGCUGAGACUUUGAAAGCCAAUUACCCAUCCAGAUUCGAAGAUCCUGUGAUAAUUCCUCUUCAAGAAUUUGCUUGGGAUCGGUAUCUGGAGGAGAAAAAGAGGGAACUGAAGGGUGAAACCUGGGUCUAUUCCUCCUAUGUGAUAUGCUUUAUCAAUGACCAGCUCCUGGGUAACGCACUUGAUCUGAAGAAGUGGGCCCAGAAGGUGUGGGAUGUGGUCGAUAUCCGGCCCAGUGCACUGUACGAGGCGCUUACUCUGGACUAUGCCACGAAGUUCUUGAAGGACACCAAGCAUGAUUUUGUGUUCUUGGACAUUAGUAUUGAUCUUGCUCCAAUUGGAAGGCUGAUUUUUGAACUAUAUUGUGAUGCGUGCCCCAGAACAUGUACAAAUUUUCAGGUCUUGUGCACAGGAACAUCAGGGUUUUCUGAGAGAGGCAUAAAGCUUCACUACAAAGAUUCGAUUUUUCAUCGAGUAGUCAAGAACGGUUGGGUACAAGGAGGAGAUAUAGUAGAAGGACGAGGGGAUGACGGAGAGUCUAUUUAUGGACCAACGUUUGAAGAUGAAAACUUUUCGGUUCCUCAUAAUAAGCGGGGAGUUCUUGGAAUGGUCAACAAAGGGCAUCAUACCAAUGGUUCGCAAUUCUACAUCACACUGCAAGCAACUCCCUAUCUGGAUAAAAAAUACGUGGCUUUUGGGCUUCAUUCUAUCCUGUACAUGCCUCACCUGCAUGACGACAUCAUCCCACACUCUGGCACAUAUGUGAACAUACGUGAAGCAGUGAGUGGGUCUUGCAUAUCUUGGACCCUAUACUCAGCACACAGCAACUCAUUGAAGGAACCGAAGUUCUUAGACGUCUCGAAUUAGUCCCAACAGAGAACGAAAGACCGUUGGUCCUUUGCAGUAUCACAGACAGUGGGAUUCUUUAUACAUGAUUUUCACACCAGUCACCUUCUCCGUGGUGCUUUGUUGCUGUGCAUUUGGUCAGCUGUUCCUAUCUUUAAUUAAAUGGUGCUUGAUAAUAUUGGGAGGCAAUGGCAGACACAGCAGGCUGUGUCUAACACUUCAUCAUUGCCCCCUUUCCUCUCCCCCCCCCCCCAUCACACAGGCUACAAAAACAAAAUACUCAGUUUCCUGGGCUCCUUUACAACGGAGAGCCAUUUGAGAGCACCGUGGCUAAUGGGUCAGAGGGAAGCCAGCGAUCUGGCUCCCACUCCUUCUUGAAUACAGAUAGGCUGGAAGCCAGGGCCACUGCUGGGCUGUCAGCCUCAGCCUUACCACCUCCUAUUUCUGGUCUUUUUUACUACACAAGGCAGAAAGACCUCUCGGUUCUAUUCCCGGUGGCUCUUUUGUUACUCGUGGCUUUGAACAUUAUUAACCUAGCAAUGUACCAAGUGAUUUUUUAAAUCUAAAGCAUUUGUAAAUGAAUUGUCCUGUUUGUUACUAAUUGCUGUCAUGAUAAACUUGGUAACUCACUAACACAACAGCAGAAACAACUGAGCAUGAAGUUACCUUGCUGUGCCUAGCAUGCAGGGAGGACACGUGUAUUAGAUGUUGUAAAUAGAAUCUGUGUCUAUGAGCCAUGCCAACCAUAUGAACAGCAAGGGCUUGGGUUGGUCCUUGUGGUAGAUCCCAAUGGACAUUGCCAGAGCUCUGUUUUAUCAGUUGCCGCUCCCUCUGAAGGUCCCUGUGAUGGUUUGCAUAUGCUUGGUCCAGGGACUGGCACUAUUAGAAGGUGUGGCCUUGUUGGAGGAAGUGUGUCACUGUGGGGUGGGCUUGGAGACCCUCCUCCUAGCUGCCUGAGGAUGCUCAGUCUGCUCCUGGCUUCCUUCAGGUGAAGAUGUAGAACUCCCAGCUCCUCCUGCACCAGGCCUGCCUGGAUGCUGCCAUGCUCCUGCCUUGAUGAUAGUGGACUGAACCUCUGACCCUGUAAGCCAGCCCCAAUUAAAUGUUGUCCUUUGUAAGA
Rattus norvegicus (Norway rat) is the source of this 2098-nucleotide messenger RNA. The record is from RefSeq and is a predicted model, not a curated record. Lineage: Eukaryota; Metazoa; Chordata; Mammalia; Rodentia; Muridae.